AUGUCGCUGUCUCUCUCACGGUCCCUUCCCAGGGCCCUUCUGAAGAGGUCCUAUGGCACCGUGCAAGCUCCUCCCAGCGCUGCCUCCCUCGCAGCCAACCGUAUCUCUCCCGCUCUCCAGGAAGCCACCGCCGCAACCGCCCCGCGCACCAACUGGUCGCGCGAAGAGGUGCAGCAAGUCUAUGAGACGCCAUUGAACCAAUUGACCUAUGCUGCGGCUAUCGUCCACCGUCGCUUCCAUGACCCCGCCGCCAUCCAAAUGUGCACGCUGAUGAACAUCAAAACCGGCGGCUGCAGCGAAGACUGCUCGUACUGCGCGCAAUCCUCGCGGUACACGACAGGGCUGAAAGCCACGAAGAUGAGCCCCGUCGACGAAGUGCUCAAGGCGGCCCGCAUCGCCAAAGACAACGGCAGCACGCGGUUCUGCAUGGGCGCCGCCUGGCGCGACAUGCGCGGCCGCAAGACCAGCCUGAAGAACAUCAAAGAGAUGGUGUCGGGCGUGCGCGGCAUGGGCAUGGAGGUGUGCGUGACGCUGGGCAUGAUCGACGAGACGCAGGCCAAGGAGCUCAAGGACGCCGGCCUCACCGCGUACAACCACAACCUCGACACCUCGCGCGAGUUCUACCCGUCCAUCAUCUCGACGCGCUCCUACGACGAGCGCCUGCAGACGCUCGCCCGCGUCCGCGACGCCGGCAUCAACGUCUGCUCGGGCGGCAUCCUCGGCCUCGGCGAGGCGGACGCCGACCGCAUCGGCCUCCUCCACACCGUCGCCAACCUCCCCGCCCACCCGGAGUCCUUCCCCGUCAACGCCCUCGUCCCCAUCAAGGGCACCCCGCUCGGCGACCGCAAGAUGAUCUCCUUCGACAAGCUGCUGCGCACCGUCGCCACCGCCCGCAUCGUCCUCCCCGCCACCAUCGUCCGCCUCGCCGCCGGCCGCAUCUCCCUCUCCGAGGAGCAGCAGGUCGCCUGCUUCAUGGCCGGCGCCAACGCCGUCUUCACCGGCGAGAAGAUGCUCACCACCGACUGCAACGGCUGGGACGAGGACCGCGAGAUGUUCGACCGCUGGGGCUUCUACCCCAUGCGGAGCUUCGAGAAGGAGGCUGCCGCGCAGCUCCAGCCCCAGCCCCAGGAGGCCGUCAACAAGACCGAGUCUGUUGCCCAGGAGAUUGCUUCUGCUGCGCCGGCCGCAGCGAGCUCGUAA
Messenger RNA from Aspergillus clavatus NRRL 1, 1200 nucleotides. Its product is annotated as biotin synthase. Bases 1 to 1200 code for a protein of 399 amino acids. The record is from RefSeq and is a predicted model, not a curated record. Gene Ontology annotation, cellular component: mitochondrion. Gene Ontology annotation, molecular function: 2 iron, 2 sulfur cluster binding; biotin synthase activity. Lineage: Eukaryota; Fungi; Ascomycota; Eurotiomycetes; Eurotiales; Aspergillaceae. Gene Ontology annotation, biological process: biotin biosynthetic process. The transcript has 2 exons.